UUUUGAGACACAAGACAUGUUGCAAAACCAAAAAAUAAAUAAAAGGGGGACUAGAAAAACUGGUUGGACCCAUGAAUAACAUAUGAAAAACAAAAUCUAUAGGAUGGGAGAAGAGAAUAGGUUGAAGGGGAAAAACGCUAAGUGCAUUCGAGCAGCAGAAGAACUUGAUAAGUUAGCCAAAGUGGAUCGUGUUACAUGGCCUGUGGAAUCUAUUGAUGGUUGAGGGGGAGGUUCCAGAAUAAAGCAGAGAAACGAGAGUGUCCGCUCCAAAAGUUGCCCGCCAAGUGAUCCAUAAACGGAGCGAUUAAAUAAAUUAAAAUUCUUUAUUUUGUUGUUUAUUGUUGUGGCUGCUGUCUGUCUUUUUUUCAAUAUAUCGCCCACAGGUUCUAACAAUUAGCACAAGAAAUGGCUCACUGUGCGCUGAGGGAAUUUCAUUUCACGUUGCUAUAAAUCGUAUACAGUACACAGCUUAUUUACAUCAAAAUUUAGUUCAGUCUUCGUCAUUUGCUAAUCGAAACUCGUCUGGCGAAAACAGCUCUAAAAAGUGCCAAAACAGAGCACGCAAAUGUAGCUCGAAAAUCGACCAUGAAUAAAAAUGAAUGCAAACGGAUACGGAUUAAAUGGUUCCUAUUUAAGUGCCGGCCACUUAACACCGUCGAAUUAAAUCGAAUCGAAUCGAAUCCAGCGGAUCCGAGAUGCUCACCAGACAGCCCGACUACACCAUCUCCGAACUGGGCCAUCCCAUUCACCAGUGGCCGGACUCGACCCUGUGCGAAUCCCUCAAGAAACUGGACAACAGAAAGGUGCCAAGCUCCCCGCCUUCGCCUCAUCGCCUUCUGCCACUGAGGGAAACCCUGGACGAUUAUUUAAAGCGAUUGACGCUGAGAAGCAGAGAAGAUUUCGAAGAGGAUCCCAUUUACCAGCAGAAACAGCGAAAGAAUCAGUGGAACGAACAGCAGCGCAAGCGCAAUCAAAAAAGUCGAGAUAAAGACGAGUCCAGAGCAACAGCGACGACGACAACGAUAGCAACAACCAGCGAUCUAAACAAUUUUUGAGAUUGGAACGAGGGGGAAUAAUACGAACACGUAUGGGGGUAGCAACCUAAGCGGACUGAUUACAUGUGCUAAAAUAAAAUCACCUUUUGCCUAGAACAUUAAGUACAUUAAAUGUGAAGUAAAGAAAAAACCUAUAACACUUAA
Messenger RNA from Drosophila gunungcola (fruit fly), 1199 nucleotides. RefSeq lists its product as uncharacterized. The coding region runs from base 696 to 1055 and encodes 119 amino acids. Lineage: Eukaryota; Metazoa; Arthropoda; Insecta; Diptera; Drosophilidae. The record is from RefSeq and is a predicted model, not a curated record. The transcript is spliced from 3 exons.